Messenger RNA from Microdochium trichocladiopsis, 441 nucleotides. RefSeq lists its product as uncharacterized. Bases 1 to 441 code for a protein of 146 amino acids. The transcript has a single exon. The record is from RefSeq and is a predicted model, not a curated record. Lineage: Eukaryota; Fungi; Ascomycota; Sordariomycetes; Xylariales; Microdochiaceae.
AUGGAGUACAUCCCUGCGGUCUUCAAGGCCGUCAGCGUCACCUUCUCCGGCCUGGCAAUGUGGAUCGGCGCGAACGGCGUGUUCCGACCGACAUCUUUCGCAGCAGGCUUCGGGAUCCCAAUUGACAACACUGGAAAAGCUCCGCGUGGCGGCGACAGAACACAGCACCAGUCCGCAACCAGCGAACCCACGACUCGGGCAUACGUCAGACUGAUGGGUAUAAGAGAGCUCGCGACGGGCGUCAUCCUCGCGCUCUUUGCGCGGCAGGGCAAGUGGGACGAGAUGGCCACGAUCCUGGUAACGAUAGGCGUCCUGGUGGCGGGCACCGAUGGGCUCUUCCUCGCCAGGGUCGCGGGCCGGACGGAUCUGGGUGUGUUUCACGCCUUGCCUGGGGGAAUGAUUGCGUUGCUAAGCGGGCUGUUUCUUUGGCAGCGGACGUGA